AUGGAGCUGUCCUACAGAUCCACCAUCUCCAUCUAUAAGAGUAUCCUGGAGCAGUUCAACCCGGCGCUGGAGAACCUGGUGUACCUGGGGAACAACUACCUGCGUGCCUUCCACACAUUAUCCAAAGCGGCUGAAGUGUACUUCAAGGCAAUUGAGAAGAUUGGGGAGCAAGCACUGCAGAGCUCCACCUCUCACAUGCUGGGUAAGGCUCUCCCGCUCGCCAUCCUCUGUCCUGUGAUGAGCCACACUUACAUUUUUGGGCCUUCCCUCUUAGCUCAGACCUUCCAUGUGGACCUGCUGCAGCACAUGGAGAAGAACACCAAAAUGGACGUGCAGUUCAUCAGUGAGAGCCAGAAGCAGUACGAGCUGGAGUACCAGCGCAGAGCCGCCAACCUGGAUAAGUGCAUGGCAGAGCUGUGGAGAAUGGAGAGGGCUCGCGAUAAAAACGUCCGGGAGAUGAAGGAGAACGUGAUGCGACUGCGCUCGGAGAUGCAGGCGUUCGUCUCUGAGAGCCAGAGGGAAGCUGAGCUGGAGGAGAAACGCCGCUACCGUUUCCUGGCUGAGAAGCACCAGAUGCUCUACAACACUCUCCUCCAGUUUUACAGCCGGGCCCGGGGUGUGAUCCAGACCAAGGUGCGCGUCAGCCCCAGCCCCGCCCCCGCCCCCAGCCACUCGCAGGGGCUUCUCGCAGCCUCCCAUGGCCAGGGGUAUCCGUCGGGCCGGCUCACCCCCACCCACCUCGACAUGCCCCAGAGACCCCUUGGGGACUUUGCUUCUCCCAUGACUGGGAGUAGAUCCAGCGUCUUCUCUGCCGAGCCUCCAGAAAUGCGACUGUCUCCUCACACAGAGCCCCCCAGGUGGCCACUGCGGAGGACGCCAUCAGCCAGUUUGCUCCCUACCGGCCGCGUCUCCCGUUCAGGUUCCUUCGGUGAGGCCGGCAGUGGUGGUGAAAGCAGGAGGAGGAGGAGCGGCACGACGAGGGUGCAGGCUAUUGUGCCCCACGCGACGGGCGCCAACUGGACCCUGCUACGGUUUGAUCCUGGGGAUGUUAUCACCGUGCUGAUGCCAGAUGCACAGAACGGCUGGCUGUAUGGCAAGCUGGAGGGCUCAUCCACAUGCGGCUGGUUCCCCGAAGCUUAUGUCAAGCCUCUGGAGGAUGCGAGGGAGAUGGAGGAGCCAGCUUCCAGGUCCUUCCCGCUGCGAAGCAGUCACAGUAUGGAUGACAUCCUGGACCGUCCCAGCACUCCUUCCUCUAGCAACUACUUGCCUGCUGCUGCCCAGCCCAGUUUGCCGAAUCCACCUCCCCUCUCGGUGGGCACCGGCAGUCACCAGAGUGGGGUGGGCACCCCCGUCAGUUCUGGUUCCAAGAAAUCAGGAGUAUUUGACCAGCCCCCUGAACUCUUCCCACGGUGA
Molecule: messenger RNA, 1413 nt
Organism: Eurypyga helias (sunbittern)
Lineage: Eukaryota; Metazoa; Chordata; Aves; Eurypygiformes; Eurypygidae
Gene: BAIAP2L2
Product: BAI1-associated protein 2-like 2
Biological process (GO): actin filament bundle assembly; plasma membrane organization; actin crosslink formation
Cellular component (GO): nucleoplasm; cytosol
Molecular function (GO): protein binding
Source: RefSeq, a predicted model, not a curated record